Messenger RNA from Rhagoletis pomonella (apple maggot), 1863 nucleotides. It is a transcript of the gene CCT5, whose product is annotated as T-complex protein 1 subunit epsilon. NCBI's taxonomy places the organism in Eukaryota, Metazoa, Arthropoda, Insecta, Diptera, Tephritidae. The coding region runs from base 164 to 1786 and encodes 540 amino acids. The record is from RefSeq and is a predicted model, not a curated record. The transcript has 4 exons. Gene Ontology annotation, biological process: protein folding. Gene Ontology annotation, molecular function: ATP-dependent protein folding chaperone; ATP binding; ATP hydrolysis activity. Gene Ontology annotation, cellular component: chaperonin-containing T-complex.
AUGACAGUUGAUAAUUUUGACGUUUGUUCGGCCGGUUCGUGAAGUCUUGUGAGGAUUUUCGCCUUCUUUAACUUUUUGGAUUUUUGUUUCACAGCGUCCGAAAUUUGUGCGAAAAUAAAUCCGCUUGAAUCCAAAGAACUAGAGCCUUAACUGUCAACGGAAAAUGUCCGCCUUCCCGGGUACAUUCGCCUUCGACGAAUAUGGUCGUCCUUUUAUAAUUUUGCGAGAACAGGAACGCGAAAGGCGCAUCACGGGCAACGAUGCUAUCAAGAGCCACAUCUUGGCAGCACGUCAAAUUGCCUCUACCCUGAAAACCUCGCUCGGUCCCAAAGGUUUGGAUAAGAUUAUGGUUAGCUCUGAUGGCGAUGUUACAGUUACAAAUGAUGGUGCUACCAUUUUGAAGUUAAUGGAAGUCGAUCACGAGAUUGCCAAGCUAAUGGUGCAACUGUCACAAUCACAGGAUGACGAAAUCGGUGAUGGCACAACCGGUGUCGUUGUUUUGGCAGGCGCUUUGCUUGAGCAGGCUGAGAGUCUCAUCGAUCGUGGUAUUCACCCCAUUCGUAUUGCUGACGGAUUCGAAUUGGCUGCUCAAUGCGCUGUAAAGCAAUUGGAGGCUAUUGCAGAGCCCUUCCCGAUCGACCCGAAGCACAAGGAACCCUUGGUGAAAAUUGCUAUGACCACACUUGGCAGCAAGAUCGUGAAUAAAUGUCAUUUGCAAAUGGCAACCAUGGCCGUCGAUGCUGUGUUGAAUGUGGCCGAUAUUGAGAAGAAAGAUGUCAACUUUGAACUAAUUAAAAUUGAGACUAAGGUUGGUGGUCGCAUGGAAGAUUCAAUGCUGGUGAAAGGUGUGGUGAUCGACAAGACCAUGAGUCAUGCACAAAUGCCUAAAGUGCUGAAAGAUGUAAAGCUUGCUAUUCUCACUUGCCCAUUCGAACCACCAAAGCCCAAGACCAAGCAUAAGUUGGAUGUCACUUCGGCCGAGGACUACCGUGCUUUGCGCGAAUAUGAGCAGGAGAAAUUCGCUUUGAUGAUCAAGCAAGUUAAAGAUGCUGGUGCUACCUUGGCCAUUUGCCAGUGGGGUUUCGAUGACGAAGCUAAUCAUUUAUUGCUCCAAAACGAACUGCCUGCUGUACGUUGGGUGGGUGGACCCGAGAUUGAAUUAAUUGCUAUUGCUACUGGUGGCAGAAUUGUGCCACGCUUCGAGGAGUUAACUCCCGACAAGUUGGGCAGCGCUGGAUUAGUGCGUGAACUAUCAUUUGGUACUUCCAAAGAUAAAAUGUUAGUCAUUGAGGAGUGUAAGAAUUCCAAGGCUGUUACUAUUUUCCUACGCGGUGGUAAUGCCAUGAUUAUAGCCGAAGCGAAACGUUCUAUUCACGAUGCUUUAUGCGUGGUACGAUCGCUUAUAAAGGAUAACCGAAUUGUAUAUGGUGGUGGUGCAGCUGAAAUCAGUUGCUCUCUGGCUGUUGCUAAGGAAGCCGAUCAAUUGUCAACUUUGGAACAAUAUGCUUUCCGUGCCUUCUCAGUGGCUUUGGAGAAUAUACCUCUGGCCUUAGCCGAAAAUAGCGGUUUGCACCCUAUCGAAACCUUGUCGGAGUUAAAGGCCCGCCAAGUUGCUGAGAAAUGUCCCAGCUUGGGAGUUGAUUGCAUGCUCUCCGGGGACUCUGAUAUGAAAAACCACAAUGUUGUCGAAUCGCUGCAUUCCAAGAAGCAACAGAUCCUAUUGGCCACACAAUUGGUGAAGAUGAUACUUAAGAUUGAUGAUGUGCGCUCCAGGGACUCACAGUAAAUGUGAAAAUAAAUACGAACAGCAUUAAUAGAUAAAAUCGUAAACCGUAACGCAUCACCGCCUCAUCUCUUCUUUUU